AUGUUGGUCGUAUCUGCGGGCGAAAAUCCACGUCCAGAUUUUGAAGAGUCUUUGCGUGUUGUCAAGAUUGAUGACACUCAUUACGUUGGUGCUCACUGCUUGAGGAAACCAGCUACUAUGGCCAGAGGUAUUUAUGGAGGGCAUAUGAUUGCGCAGUCGCUAUUGGUUGCUAUAGAGUCGACAAGAUCGGAAACAACUAACGAAGUGAUGAUUCCAGAUUCAUAUCAUUCAUUUUUCAUCAAUGCAGGAAACAACAAGACCCCCAUGGAAUAUGAAGUUUUGAAGUUGUAUGACGAUGAGUUUAUGAGCAAGAGAUCCAUUGUGGUGUCGCAACAUGGAAAGAAUAGACUUACAUGUCUCGUUUUAUUGAGGAGACAAGGAAUGAAACCAUUGCACAAGAUGGAAGAGAGUAUUUCUCCACCAGAUAUUCAAACCCGACACCCUGACCCUGAUAAGUUACAUCAAGUCCAGCACACAGAUUUUUGCAGAAACGCAUUCGAUGAUGAUUUUGUGGAUUACAGAAGAACCCCUGAAGAAAACAAAUUACACUUUGCCGAACGUUGGAUAUCGGUGUUUACUGGGUUGAAAAAUAUCCCCGAGCCAGGAACUAAAUACGAGAAAGUAAAGGAUUCCUUACCAGAUGCUUUAGGGAACGUGCAAAAAUUCGAACAUGAAAUACUUCGACCAAAAAAUUCGCAAUCGGUAAAGAAUCCCAUUUACAACUACGUGGGACUUGGCGAGAUUUCCGAUAGCAGUUUCAUCACGACAAUGGCGCGAGUAUUACACAUUCCUUGGGCUCCAUCAAUAGAGUUGGGUCAUGAAUAUGACCCAGACCGUGACGCAACGUACUUGAUGAGAUCAUCAUUGAAUGCACUUCACAUAUUGCAUUAUAAUGCUAUGUCAUUGGACCAUCAUAUAUAUUUUCACAAUACCGAGUACGAGCCAACAGAUGGGACAGCAUUCGAUAUCAGCAAAGACUGGUUGGCAUUUUCCUACCAAAUGAAGAGAUAUAGCAACAGUAGAAUACUUGCUCGUGGGUACAUGUUUAACGAAAACAGGAAAUGUAUUGCUACUGUGAUUCAGGAAGGAUUGGCAAUUUUGCAAGAUGGGGUUACCGCCACGGCAGACAAGGCUCGUUUAUAA
Molecule: messenger RNA, 1143 nt
Organism: Lodderomyces parapsilosis
Lineage: Eukaryota; Fungi; Ascomycota; Pichiomycetes; Serinales; Debaryomycetaceae
Exons: 1
Coding region: 1-1143 (380 amino acids)
Biological process (GO): acyl-CoA metabolic process; fatty acid catabolic process
Cellular component (GO): peroxisomal matrix
Molecular function (GO): fatty acyl-CoA hydrolase activity
Source: RefSeq, a predicted model, not a curated record